Molecule: messenger RNA, 207 nt
Organism: Soboliphyme baturini
Lineage: Eukaryota; Metazoa; Nematoda; Enoplea; Dioctophymatida; Soboliphymatidae
Source: the annotation of a GenBank genome assembly
AUGGGCUUCAAUCAGAGUGGGAUGAAAUACGUCUUGAAGAAGAACAUCGAGGAGUGUGUGGUUCGAAUCAAGCACCAAGUGAUCAAGUCCUACAGGCAGCAUGUCGUUCACGUCCACCAGCUGAAGUAUUGUUUGACGGCCCUAAACAUAGCAGAAAUAGAGCUGAAGCGAUCCGUUCACAAGGACAGCGAGGCUUUCCAGAAAAUA